GCUAAGCUGAGCUGUCGGGUACAACUCAUUCCCCUCAUUCCUUACUCCCUCCGCAUUUCUCAUUUACCUUGCAUUCCCAAAAUUUUACUUCUUAUAGAAUGACCAAACUCUGAGUCCUGAAUCACGUAGGGUGGACGAUCAACAAAGAAGCAACUGAUCCACCCAGCUGACCGGAGGCGGAGCAAGCUGCGAGAAGCUAUCCGACUCACGCCUCAUUGAGAGAUACCCCAGGGCUCCCGAUCUGUACACUCAUCCCUAUAUAGUCGGCUUUUCAAGCGCCGACUAUCACUGUCAGCACACAUCAUGUCUGGCUCCAACGGCCAAACACACCAGCACAUCGACAAGCGGGAUUUCGACGCGCACCGACCUUUGUUGCUGGCUUCGGAUCAGGAAGCCUCGAAUGAAGAGAGGGUUCCAGAUUCGGCUCGGUCACGACCGAUCUCUCACUACUCACGCCACUCCAGGGAUAGCGGACGGGGAGGGAGCGAUGAUGGGCUAUUGAGCGAUGUGGUUGAGGGAAUAGUUGAGCGGGAUCGACGGAAAAUGCAGAAGGAGGUGAUUCGCAUGAUAAGCUUUGCUUGGGGAGUUGUUACCUGUCUUGGAGCGGGAAGUAUUACCGCCUUUUCGCUAUACGGCCAUCUCCUCCUUACACGACUUCGAUAUACCCAGCUCCAAGUCAAUGCAGUAUCGAUUGCCGCCGAGAUUGCUAUGUACUUACUCGUCCCGCUAUUCGGCUAUCUUUGCGAUCGAUACAGUCCAUCGCCGCUAGCUUUAUUCUCAGGACUUCUCUUCGGAGUGGGAUAUCUGCUUGCUGCGCUGACGUAUAGGAGCGGACCUCCCGUUGACGUUGGCGGCUCCGGCUGGCCGUUUUGGGUGAUGAUAGUGGCAUUUAUUGCCAUUGGCAUGGGCACCAGUUGCAUGUAUCUGGCAGCCGUGGCAACGUGCGCCAAGAACUACGGCAGGGGGAAACACAAGGGAAUCAUGCUGGCUAUUCCCAUUGCAGCGUUCGGUCUGAGCGGCAUGUGGCAGAGUCAGCUUGGAACGUAUGUUCUGCAUGAGACAAAUGCGGACGGCAGCCGCGGCGACGUGGAUGUGUUUCGGUACUUCAUGUUCCUGGCGAUCCUAUUGCUAGUGAUUGGGUUUAUAGGCACAUUUGCGUUGCAAAUCGUUGAUGGUGGUGAGGAGAAGUAUAUUGAUGAGACUGUUGAAGAGCUGGAGCGAAGCGGAUUGCUUGAGGAAAGCGAAUUCUUCCGGCCGCGACAUGAGGUCAGAGCCGCUGCUGAGUAUGGAACUUUUGCUGGUGAUGACGACGACCGUUCUAUCACUCUCUCCGAGGAGGAGCGGGAGCAGCAACGACUUGAGAAAGAGAGGGAAGAGGAAGAGCGUCAGAAGAAGAACUGGUUGCUCAAUUAUGAAACCCGCAUCUUUCUUCAAGAUCCUACAAUGUGGUGGUUGGCCGCCGGUUUCUUCUUGGUGACUGGACCAGGGGAGUCAUACAUCAAUAAUCUCGGGACUAUCAUUCCCACCUUGACUCCUCCUUCCUACGAGGCAGAUGCUUCGCCUCCCGCUGGUCUUCCUUCAACCCAUGUCACUACCGUUGCCUUGACUUCAACAAUUGCCCGCCUUCUCACCGGCUCUCUAUCAGACUUCUUCGCACCCCCCGCUACACAUCUCUUCCCGCCUAUCCCUGAGGGUGCCCGGCGCCGAUCUACCACUCCAUCCGACAGCCGCCUAACGAUCUCCAGGAUGGCCUUCCUCCUCCCUUCAGCCUUCCUACUCUCAAUUGGCUACUUGAUUCUGUCAACACCAAUUCCCCUUCAGGAACCAGCCAUCUUCCAUCUCACAACCGCCUUGGUCGGCUUCGGCUAUGGUAGUGCGUUCUCUCUGACGCCAAUUAUAAUUUCGGUGGUAUGGGGCGUGGAGAAUUUUGCUACGAAUUGGGGUAUCGUUGCUAUGAUGCCUGCCCUCGGUGCUGCACUUUGGGGCGUGGUCUACUCCACUGCCUACCAGAAUGCAAUUGAUGCAGGUGCUGGUUUCGGCUCCUCUGAUGGUCAGUGCCAUGGCUGGAGGUGCUAUGGACUGUGGGCUGUGGGUUGCACUGUCAGUGUCUGGGUUGCUAUUCUGGUUUGGGCAGCUGCUUGGAGGGGCUGGAAACGGAGAGGAGUCGUUGUUUGAGUGGUAUAUUCUCUAUACUUUCGGGAUCUUAGUGCUGGCGUUUACUAUGAUGCAUUUCUUGGCGACGGAGUAUUUGGGAGUGUAAUGAGCGAUAAUGCAUUUGGGUAUUUCUUUGAAUUGGAGUAUUCUAUACAAUCAUCACAUCACCGCUUUGUCGAUGCAUGUGUGAUGCCCAAGGCCCUGUCCUAGUUCUUCUGUUCAUGAACCUCUGUCAUCGUCGUUUCUUCCGCGUCUCUCUGGUCCUCAACGGACUUGAGAAAGUCCACGGUGGGUGUAUCAAACUUCCUAUCGAUAUCCUCAAGCUCCAGACGACUGGUCUCUGGAAUGAAGAAGAACCCGAAGAGAAUGGCCACAGCCGAGAGGGAGCCAUAGAUAAAGCCCAAUUUGCCACCAAGAUAAAUAUGUCCUGGGGUAUCAGCCG
Penicillium brasilianum is the source of this 2596-nucleotide messenger RNA. NCBI's taxonomy places the organism in Eukaryota, Fungi, Ascomycota, Eurotiomycetes, Eurotiales, Aspergillaceae. The record is from the annotation of a GenBank genome assembly.